Messenger RNA from Rattus rattus (black rat), 540 nucleotides. Its product is annotated as 40S ribosomal protein S26-like. The transcript has 2 exons. Gene Ontology annotation, molecular function: mRNA binding; structural constituent of ribosome. The record is from RefSeq and is a predicted model, not a curated record. Bases 1 to 540 code for a protein of 179 amino acids. NCBI's taxonomy places the organism in Eukaryota, Metazoa, Chordata, Mammalia, Rodentia, Muridae. Gene Ontology annotation, cellular component: cytosolic small ribosomal subunit; ribosome. Gene Ontology annotation, biological process: translation.
AUGGUGGUUUCUGCCUGGGAAAUGGAGACUGAUGUGCAGAUUCUUAGACCGGAGUGGCUAGGCAGCUCGCCUGUGAGUCCAGGUCCCAGAAGGCCCAGACAGGAAGCAGGAAGCAAGCCGCGGGAGCUGCAUCAGAGAGUCCUGGCUUCGGUUAAGAGACGUUGCCUCUUUUCGAGUCUUGGCUCCAAUACGACCAAAAAAAAAAAGAGUAACAACGGUCGUGCCAAAAGGGGCCACGGCCAUGUUCAGCCAAUUCGCUGCACGAAUUGCGCCCGGUGCGUGCCCAAGGAUAAGGCCAUUAAGAAGUUUGUCAUUCGGAACAUUUUAGAAGCCGCUGCAGUCAGGGGCAUAUCUGAAGCAAACGUCUUCGACGCAUACGUGCCUCCCAAGCUGUAUGUCAAGCUGCACUACUGCGUGAGCUGUGCCAUUCAUAGCAAGGUAGUCGGGAAUCGAUCUUGUGAGGCCCGGAAGGACCAAACACCCCCACCACGAUUCAGACCUUCUGGCGCUGCACCCCAACCUCUACCAAAGCCCGUGUAA